GGACAUUUGAGGCUAGCCAAGAUUUAAAAGAUGGACCCCUCUAUCAUCGAAAAUUUUUGCAGUAUUACUGGGACGUCUGAAAUGGAAGCUAAACAUUUUCUAGAAGCUUUCGAUUGGAAUUGCGAUGAGGCAGUCAAAGCGUAUUUUGAUUCUGAGGAUGCUGUUCAGUCAAGCGAUGUUUCUCAUUCCGACCAAAGUACUGAACCACCGAUUAAAAGCAACAAAGAGCCUUCAGUUUCUACAUUUAAUCGACCACCACACAGCAAGCCUAAAAUAGCAACUUUGAGUACCCUGGAAAAUGACAGUGAUGAUGAGUCAGAUAAGGGACAGGCAUUUUAUGUUGGUGGUUCAGAGACUGGAGGUGGUGGCCAACAAGUCCUUGGUCCUCCAAGACGUGAUGGUACUAAGAAAACUCAUGACCCUUCCCAAACUCCCGACGUUUUCAUCCGUAAUCUUUUUCAAGCUGCUAGAGGUAAAGGAGCAGAAGUGCUGGAUACACACCAAUACAAUGAAUACAAAAGUAAAUCAAAAAAACAAUUGCCUUUUAGUGGAACUGGCUACAAGCUUGGUGAUGAUCUUAAUGCUCCCCCCCAACUCGAGGCAACUACUGCGAGCAGUUCCAGUGCAAACGAUGUCUCUGAAAAAAACGUUGUUGUAAAAAUGUGGCGUGAUGGUUUUAGUUUAGACAGUGGGCCGUUACGUUCAUAUACUGAUCCGGAUGCUUCUGAAUUUUUGAAUGCAAUACAGAAUGGUCAAAUCCCUGAAGAACUUUUAAAAUCUGCUGGUGGAGGUAUGGUCAAUGUUAUGCUCGAAGAUCAUCAUCAUGAAGGGUGGCAGGCUCCUUCUGCUCCUAAGAUCAUACCUUUUUCUGGCGUAGGACAAAUGCUUGGUUCUCCGCUUCCUCACUUAGUCUCAAGCGUUCCAACUAAAGUCAAUAUCAAUGAAAACCAUGAACCUGGUGUUACAGUAGACGAUACCAAACCGGUAACACAAAUUCAGAUCCGAUUACCUGAUGGAUCGAGAUUUGUGAUCCGUCUAAACAAUUUUCACACAAUUGGUGAUAUCAGAAGAGCAAUCAUCAGUGAAAGACCAGAUUUGGCUUCCAGAUUAUUUGCAUUGAUGACAUCCUAUCCAACCCGUGACUUAAAUGAAGAUGCACAAACACUAGAAGAUGGUGAUCUUCUGAAUUCAUCACUAUUAGUUCGAUUUAUGUGAAUGAUACUUUAUUAUUGGUUGAAUUCACUGUUAAUACCAUUGCUAUUAUUACUAUGACUACCAUUAGUAGCACAAUUAUCGAAUGUGAGUAGUUUUGUUGUUUAUGAAAUGCAGAAAAUGAACAAAAUGUGAGAACAUAAAUAUAUUCUGUAAUUUUUCCAACGGUACUUGUGGUUAAUACUUUAAUUGUUUUAAAAUAUUUUGUGACUCAGUACACACAAUUUGUCUUUUUAUCAUCAAAUUUCUUGGUGAAAAUAUUCAAGGUGAAACCGUUUAUCUGUUGGUUUUGUUUCAUCAUUUUUACGCAUGUAAAUGUGUUCUUUAAUCAACUGACUUUCACAACAAAUGUACACCGUUGUUUGUUUGAAGAUGAAUUGAUAACAAAUAAAGAAUAUAUUUAUAUAUGCAU
Messenger RNA from Schistosoma spindalis, 1624 nucleotides. The record is from the annotation of a GenBank genome assembly. Lineage: Eukaryota; Metazoa; Platyhelminthes; Trematoda; Strigeidida; Schistosomatidae.